ACAAACUACAGGCCCAGUUCAUCCUCGCGUCUGCAGAAAAAGAGGAAUCCCGCCCACUAUACGGAUGCCGCAUUAAAAUUGGCCGCGCUUGCGCGUUGACGUUCCUUUUUUUUCUUGGAAUGCCCCCUGUUUAGAUCCCCAUCAUGGCAGAUCCAGAUCUUGAUUUCACCAGCGGAGAUGCCGGGGCUUCGACCACUUACCCCAUGCAGUGCAGCGCCCUGCGCAAGAACGGGUUCGUGGUUCUGAAGGGUCGCCCCUGCAAGAUUGUGGAAAUGUCCACUUCCAAGACUGGCAAGCAUGGUCAUGCAAAGGUUCACAUGGUUGGAAUUGACAUUUUCACAAAUAAAAAGUAUGAAGAUAUCUGCCCCUCCACCCACAACAUGGACGUGCCUAACAUCAAAAGAAAUGACUACCAGCUGGUUGAUAUCAGCGAGGGAUUCCUUUCUCUUAUGAUGGACAACGGAGACGUGCGUGAAGACCUGCGUGUACCAGAAGGUGACCUGGGCAAAGAAAUCGAAAGCAAAUUUGCAGCUAGUGAAGAGAUGUUGGUUACUGUGCUUUCAGCUAUGGGCGAAGAAUCUGCAGUGGCUGUCAAACCCAUGACCAAAUAGGAAGAAAGACUGGGCUGCUCAGGCUGCAACAUGCUACACUUUAACAAAUCUCUUGCAUUUGUUUUUUUGGUUUUAUUUGGCACCAAAGCUAUGGCCUUCACAAGCAACCUCAACAUUUUUUUGUUGUGAUUUGUGUUCCUUUUUUCUCCUUCCAAUACUGUGCUGGACUUGUCGGGUCAGUCAGCAUUCUCUUGGGUAAGAGGUUUAAUACUGUCAGUGUUUACCCCCUCAAGUUUUUACAAAUUACAUUCCUGAAUGUUAAAUAAUGGGAUCCAUUUUUGUAUUCUUGAAUUUCUUCAUCGUAAUUAGUGUGCAGGAUUUAGGCAAGGUGUUGCGAAGAGAGGAAACCCCAACUGACACUGAACUUUUUUUUUUUUUCUCCCUCUCUGGGUGCCAUACUUUUACUUUUCUCCUUACAUGAUCUAUGCCAUGCUGGCACUAUAGUUAAUUUCUCUCAAUUGAAGGCCCCCCCUCCUGCCCCACAGUGAGAUGCACACUGGUAGUUGGCACUUCCUUGUACUUGCAGUACUUUUAAAAGUACCUUCUCAAGUAAAAGCGCUAUGACAGAGAAAUAAACUCCAGCGACAUGUCCCCUUAAAUGCCAGUCUCUUAUUGUUCAGAAGUGGAAAGGAUGUGAUGGCCAUGUGCGAAUACCUCUGUAACGCAAUAGCAUAGUCAUUGAUGACCUUAAAUAAAGUGUUGAAGCCUG
Carassius carassius (crucian carp) is the source of this 1320-nucleotide messenger RNA. RefSeq names its product eukaryotic translation initiation factor 5A (gene eif5a). The record is from RefSeq and is a predicted model, not a curated record. Gene Ontology annotation, biological process: positive regulation of translational termination; positive regulation of translational elongation. Gene Ontology annotation, molecular function: RNA binding; translation elongation factor activity; ribosome binding. Lineage: Eukaryota; Metazoa; Chordata; Actinopteri; Cypriniformes; Cyprinidae. The transcript is spliced from 5 exons. The coding region runs from base 144 to 611 and encodes 155 amino acids.